GUGUCUCCAAAACUAAUUUUUUUCGCAAAUAAUUUAGUAAUAUUCAGUAAUAAUCAAAAUAAUUAUAUUAUACAAUUUAGUGCUCAAAAAGAGGCUAAGCAUUGAGUUCAUAGCUUUUGCACCAGCACCUAACAGACGCCUUCAAAAAUGUCCGGCAAUCAAGAGGUUAUUGUUGCCUCGCCCAUCACACCUCACCCACCACCGAAAGAUCGUAAAUUAUGGCGCGAUCUUACAGCCUAUUGGAUACUCGGUCUUUGCAAUAAUUACGGUUAUGUGGUGAUGUUGAGUGCAGCACACGAUAUUAUUGCACAAUUUCAGGAUGAAACGACGGAUGAUACGACGACGGUGGAGAAUGAGGGUGAGGAUACGCGUAAAUGCCAUUUGGUCUCAACUGGUGCGAUUCUGCUGGCAGAUAUUAUACCAUCGUUGUUUGUGAAAAUCAUUAUACCCUUCCUGCCGUUUUGGGUGAAUUUCAAGAUAUUGCUCGCUGUUAUAUUGUCCGCAUCCGGUUUUCUGUUGGUAGGCUUCGCGAAUGCCGAGUGGAUGGCACUGUUGGGCGUGGUGAUCACUUCAGCGAGUAGCGGUAUUGGUGAACCGACAUUUCUAUCAUACUCAUCGCAUUUCAAUAAGAAUGUCGUCUCUACAUGGUCAUCUGGUACUGGUGGCGCCGGUGUAAUUGGUUCGCUCUCCUAUGCCUCUCUCCGCGCACUCAAAGUCAGUCCACGUGAUACCAUGUUGAUCAUGUUAUUCUUUCCGGCUUUGGAGGCAGUCUCUUUCUGGAUACUGUUACGUAAACCCACCAUUAUACCACUCACCACUUCAGCAUUGGAAUCGACAGAAGAACUGGUCACUGAUGAGAAACCUUUGACAGGGUUUAAAGAGAAGUUGGUCUACAUUAAAACUUUGCUACCCUACAUGUUGCCGCUGGCUUUGGUGUACUUCUUUGAGUACCUCAUCAAUCAGGGUUUGUUCGAGUUGGUCUACUUCGAGAAUAGCUCGCUUUCGCAAGCCUCACAGUAUCGCUGGUUCAAUGUGGACUAUCAAAUUGGUGUCUUCAUAUCACGCUCAUCAGUCAAUCUCUAUAAAAUCAACAAAAUCUGGCUUAUGGCUGUCUUUCAAUUCAUCAACGUCGCUUACUUUCUUACCGAGGUCAUCUUCUUCUAUACGCCAAAUAUUUGGAUCACAUUGGUCAUUGUGCUUUGGGAGGGUCUGCUGGGCGGUGGUGCCUAUGUGAACACCUUCUAUCGCAUGUCUAAAGAGAUUACGCCUGGUCGACGACGUUUCGCUAUGGCGAUGGUCACACAAUCGGAUGCUUAUGGCAUAGCUUUGGCCGGUUUCUUGGCCAUUCCUCUGCAUAAUGCUAUGUGCGCGCUACCGCCGGCGUAUCGGAAAGUGGUGUGGUGAGAGGAGCGACACCAAUGGGGCAUUGAGGGUGGUUUCACUGAGUGUAGUCUAAGUCAAAGUUAAGUUAACUAAGAGGGGUCGAGCAAAUGAAACCCGUCGUAUUGUUGUAUUAAGUAGUUUUUAGUGAAUAGUGAAUAGCAUGUAGGACCUAAAAGCUUCUUAAAAAGCCUGUUUAUACCUGUCUGUACAGAAAAAAUAUUAAAUAAUAUAUAUUUUUUUGACUAAAUGGCCAAUAAAGACAAAUGUGAGUAAUUCAGGGAAUUGAUAAAAAAAAUAUCAAGAAAUUGUUAACUGCAGGAAUUGUACAAGUAAUGUAAAGCUGCUUGAAAAAAGCUCUGAAAAAGUUUUAUUAAAUUCUUUUAAGACGUAUUUAAGAA
Molecule: messenger RNA, 1781 nt
Organism: Ceratitis capitata (Mediterranean fruit fly)
Lineage: Eukaryota; Metazoa; Arthropoda; Insecta; Diptera; Tephritidae
Gene: Cln3
Product: battenin
Exons: 5
Coding region: 148-1404 (418 amino acids)
Biological process (GO): lysosome organization; regulation of intracellular pH
Cellular component (GO): membrane; lysosome
Source: RefSeq, a predicted model, not a curated record